ACUGGAGGAGGUACGUUGCCAUGUACGUGGCCUGUGCUGAAGGAUCUGGUUUCACACACCGGUCAGCUGUGCAUCCAAACACUGUUGUGUGUCUCUGCAGUUUCUUUUGUCUGCUGCUGUUUUUGUUCUGAAAGAAAAGAGAAUGGAUCUUAAUAACCGGAAAUCAGGCAUUAGAUGAUAGAGGCUUGAAGGGAUGCCUAUGUCAUGGGCACAGAGUGCGAGGAGAACAAGCAGACUAGCGGAGAUGAUGAUGCAUCUCAACAGGACGCUGCCAGUAUUGCAGAUGUGGCCGUGGAGGUGGCCACGGUUGACCACACUCUCCAGAAGCUUUGCAGGAAGUACAGGAAGACUAGACGGAAGCCCAAAGGACUCCAGAGGCUGUGGGCCCAUUUGUUGAACGUCCCGCACGUCGCGGUCAUCAUCACAGCAGUGGUGUCUGUGGUGUUGGUGAUCACGUGGUCGCUGCUGUGGGUCUUCAUAUUUCGCAGGGAAAGCAACAGUGGAGUGUAUUUUGCCGGGAUGUUCCGUGUUGCUAAUGUGGAGUUUAUCCCCGAGUACCGCCAGGCAGAGUCCCAUGAGUUUGUAUCCAUGGCAAGAAAAAUACAAAAUGUGGUGAGCAACGUGUACAAGAUGUCCUCAGUGGCCAGACUCUACAAGGAAGCUGUCAUUUCAGACCUCAGUAACAACAACAAGGGCGGUGUGCUGGUUCAUUUCUGGAUGGUGUUUGUGGUCCCUCAUCUAAAGAGCCCGGCAGUGUGUGAGGAGUGUGUAGGAGCCAUUUUUAGAGAUUCAGUGUACACCAGCCUGACUAACAGGUCUUCUGUGGGCUACCUGCUGGGUCUCCCUGUUGAUAUAGACUCCAUCCUCAUCAAUGCUGUUCAGCGAUCAGAUUUUUCAUCAAAUGGAGCAGACUCUCAGUGUGUGGAUAAGCUGUAUGCCAACCUUCCCGGGGCCAGUGUCCCUUUAAACGUCUUUUCAUCAUGGGGUGGUGUGAAUUGCUAUGUAAAGCUCACCGCUGUCCCCGGCUCCCUGAUCCGUCUGAGCGUCACCUCGUUCCUCAUUGAGCCCAGCGACUGUGUGAGCGAUGCCCUAACUGUGUACGAUGCUCUGCUGCCCAUGAGAGGGCGCAUUCUGCACAGGCUGUGUGAGCCAGUGUCCAGCUCCUUCUCCCUGGUGUCUACCUCCAAUGUCAUGUUGCUGUCCUUCAGGAUGACUAAUGGCAACAAGAGCUUCAGAGGACACUUUGAGGCCAUUGCUGAAGAAAUAUGUAUGUCUCAAAUGGAUAUCCAGUUGGAGCCUGAUGUCACUGGUCAGAUUUACAGUCCCUUCCACCCCAGCCUUCUGCCCCCACAGUGCUCCUGCACCUGGAGGUUUGAGACCCCUAAUAGUGUGUUGGGAGUUGCUCUGCAGUUUCAGAACUAUGUACUGAAACCAAAGGACCUGAAGGGCUGUGACCACGGCUGGUGGAAGGUCAAUGAAGUCAUAUUCUGUGGCAGCUACGUGGGACACCACACGGUGUUUCGGAUCGCUGACCACAGCCCAGAGGUGGUGUUUCGCUGCAGCUCACGUAACUCUGCUCAGCCUUUCCAGGCGUCUUACAACAGCUACAAUAUCAGCCAACCCUGCCCAGAGAGCCACUUCCUGUGCUCCACGGGGCUGUGUGUGGAGAAGAGUCGGCGCUGUGAUGGCCUAGACGACUGCCAGGACGAGAGCGACGAGGUCUUCUGCUCAAGGCCCACAAAGAACUGUGGUGGCAACAGUCCCCUGCAUCCUUCGUUUGUAUGCAACGGAGAGACAGACUGCACCAAUGGAAUAGAUGAGAUCAACUGCACUCAGGAAACAACCUGCUCUGCAGUCCGGUAUCAAUGCAAAAGUGGCUCCUGCAUCCUGAAAAAGAACGCAAAGUGUGAUGGUGUUUAUGACUGUCAGGACCACAGUGAUGAGGUGGACUGUGCCUGUGGUCGUCCCUCCUUGGUAAAAAAGGUGGGCUCAUCUACAGGACCUGAGCGUAUUGUGGGUGGAGCUAACUCUGGGGAGGGGGAGUGGCCAUGGCAGGUCAGCCUCCUCUUCUCCGGUAACCUGUACUGUGGUGCGUCCGUCAUCUCUUCUGAUUGGCUCAUCUCUGCAGCGCACUGCUUCAAUAAGGAAAGGCUGUCUGACCCACGUUACUGGAGCGCCCACCUCGGCAUGCUGACACAGGGCAGUGCCAAGCACGUGGCGGAGAUCCAGCGAAUCGUGGUGCACGAGUAUUAUAACGCGUACAUGUUCGACUAUGACAUCGCCCUGCUGCAGCUGAAGAAGCCCUGGCCUCCCUCCCUUAUCCCGCUGAUCCAGCCCGUUUGCCUGCCUCCCCCCUCCCACACUGUCACCGACAGCCACCGCUGCUGGGUCACCGGGUGGGGAUACCGCUCCGAGGAAGACAAAGUGCUGCCCUCGGUGCUGCAGAAAGCAGAGGUGUCCCUACUGAGCCAGACUGAGUGCACGAAGAGCUACGGACCUGUCUCACCACGCAUGCUGUGUGCCGGCAUCCCCUCUGGGCAGCGAGAUGCCUGCAGGGGCGAUUCAGGGGGUCCCCUGUCCUGUCAGGCUCCAGACGGGGGUCGCUGGUUCCUGAUCGGCAUUGUCAGCUGGGGGGCAGGCUGUGGCAGACCAAAUCUGCCUGGGGUCUACACCAGGGUCAACAAGUUCACCUCCUGGAUCUACAGCCAUAUCAGCCGUCACUCCCGCAUGUUCGGCGAGGAAAGUAAACGGGAGGCGGUGAAUGCCAGCCGCAUCCGAGCCUCUCAGAAUGCUGGUAUGAUAUUUGAGUCAUGUCCUUGUCUCUGGAAGGGAGAGGGGGAGCUGAAGGAGCCCAACCAGUCACUGAGCCCCCCCACGAAGCCUGAGGAUCGGGCAGAGCAGAGGGUGGAGGGGGGGCGAGCUCUAGCCUGUGGCUCCUGGAGGAGAUGGCUGUCAGGUCUCCUGCCUUUCUUUCCCUUCACUGCCGCCAUUGCACUGACUCUCCACUACUUAGCAUCUCCCCCCUCCUCAGUGUUCUUCCUCGGUGGCAGCGUGGAGUUCCCAAACUUGAGCUUCUCCUCAGAGCUGACUGACUCCACCUCCCCUCAGUUCCGCCUGCAGGCUCAGGCUUUGAACCAUUAUUUCUCAGAUCUGUACGAGUCCUCACCGUGGAGCUCUUACUACCUGCACUCAGGAAUUACUGCCUUCAGUGAAGGAGCGGAAGGGCUCACCGUCUUCUACUGGAGUAAAUUCUCCGCCCCGGACGACGUUGCAACGGCGAUCCGGAGUUCUAGCCUGGAGAGGCUGCAGCGCAGGCUUCCUGGCAGUAACAAGGUUCUGCGGGACAGCCGCAACGAGCAGCGCUAUUACAUGGAGCAGGAUGACAACAUGCUCCACCUGCUGGGUUUGGACCCUGACGACUUUGAAUCGGAUGACAAAUCAGACAAGAGUAAGAAUCCAAACAGCCUCCAGAGUGGGAAGUGGCAGCUUGGCUUCCAAGCAAUGUCCUUUGACCUCUAUGCCAAAUAUGGCAACAACCGCACCCUGAGCCUCGUGAGUCCCAAGAAGCCGUACUACCAGUGGCGUCUUCGUGUGCCAUCGGGUCAUGUGGUUCGACUAGUCAUCCUCACCCUGCAUGGUGCCACGCCAGGAAGCUGCACCGCCCACAAGCUCUCAGCCUACGACUUUUUACUUCCAUUACAGAACAAGAUCAUUGCCAGGUGGUGUGGGCUGCCUGUUUCGGGUUCAUCCCCUGUCAUGAAGCUGACAUCCUCUGGAAAUGUGAUGUUGGUCACCUUCUCUUUCAGCAGACAGAGGGAUGGAGCAAUCUUCAAAGCGUACUUUCAAGCCAUCCCAAAAGCAGGUUGUGGAGGGUCAAUUUCCUCCUGGAACGGCUCAAUUUCCUCCCCCUACUACCCUUCCUAUUACCCUCCUAAUAUAGACUGCACCUGGACACUACGGGCGCCGUUGCCAGGUUACCUGAUCUCCACGACGAUCGUGACGAUGGACAUUCAGGAAUCCCCGUCAUCGGACAGCUGUGAGAAAGACUGGCUGGACAUCGGAGGGGUCAAACUAUGUAAUCCAGUGUCAGACAGCAGCAAAAAGCGAGUAUAUUCCUCUCCUCUCACCCUCCACUUCCAGUCGGAUGAAUCUCUCACUCACAAGGGCUUCUACUUGCUCUACCGAGCCUUCUCUCCAGAGGGCACCUGUCCUCGCCAGUUUCGCUGUGGAGAUGGACGCUGUAUCCCUCUGAGGAAGGUGUGUGAUGGCGUGAAAGACUGCCUAGAUGGACGGGACGAGGUUAGAUGCUCAUCCUGCAGGCCAGGUGAAGUGCUGUGUGGGAACGGCCAGUGUAGGUCUCAAAGCAGCCAGUGUGUGAGUCAAAGCAACUGUGCAGACAGCAGUGAAGAGGGCAUCUGUGGAGGUAAAUGUUACCACGUGUGUCCCAACAAGGUCUGUUUGCCAAAGUCUUCAGUGUGUGAUGGUGUUAUUGACUGCAAAGACCGCAGUGAUGAACUCAACUGUACCAGAGCAUACCUCAAAGGCUGCUCCUCAUCUUCAUACAAAUGUGCCAAUGGAAAGUGUGUAAGUAAGGUUAACCCUGAGUGUGACGGCGUCAAAGACUGCUUCGACAGCUCUGAUGAAUUGCGCUGUGGCUGUGGCACCAGGCCCAGGAAGCGUACUAAGAUAGUGGGUGGCUCUGAUGCUGGGGCGGGGUCAUGGCCAUGGCAGGUCAGCCUCCAGAUGGAUCGCUACGGUCACGUCUGCGGAGCCACACUGGUCUCCAGCCGCUGGCUCAUCUCUGCAGCUCACUGCUUCCAGGACUCAGACGCCAUUAAAUACUCGGAUGCUCGUGCAUGGCGGGCCCACAUGGGAAUGCAUGUGAUGACUACGGGGAACAACGGAGCAGCCACUAGACCGAUUCGCCGGAUCCUCCUCCACCCGCAGUAUGACCAGUUCACCUCUGACUAUGACAUCGCCCUUCUUGAGCUCAGUGCUCCUGUCUUCUUCAACGACGUGGUCCAGCCUGUGUGCAUCCCGGCGCCCUCACACACCUUCACAACAGGCACAAGCUGCUAUGUCACGGGCUGGGGGGUCCUCAUGGAGGACGGUGAACUGGCCUCUCGCUUACAAGAGGCCUCAGUGAAGAUCAUCAACAGGAACACUUGUAACAAGCUGUAUGACGACGCUGUCACUCCCAGGAUGCUGUGCGCUGGGAACCUGCAGGGAGGGGUGGAUGCCUGCCAGGGUGACUCCGGAGGUCCGUUGGUGUGUCUAGAGCGAGGCAGACGGUGGUUCCUGGCGGGGAUUGUGAGCUGGGGCGAGGGCUGUGCAAGGCUGAACCGCCCCGGUGUCUACACACAGGUGGUCAAGUUCACUGACUGGAUCCAUCAGCAGACUAAAGGACAGGUGUGAUUGAACACCAGACUGGCAUGAACAAAAUGACACACAGGAUGAAGGUUUCAACCUGGAGUCCAUCUUCAGACUUGUCAUGAUUGCAUGACAACACAUUCAGUCAGUUUUUGGGAGCGUGCCCAUGGCAACGGACAUAUCACCCCUGCUUCAAACGAAUCAUCUUCCUUACAAUCUCCAAAUCCAAAUCCAAACAAAUCACAAAAAUGUCAGCACUUAACCUGCUUACAAAAAUUUACUUGCUUUUGGGUUGCUACACUUAAUGUUAGAUUUUGGGUGGAAUACCUUUUACAGAUUACAAGAUACCAAUUUAUGAUACAAGACUACGGAAUACUGUAACAUAAAAACACUAUUAGCUUUUAGUUGUGGCUGUCUGCACACAUGCAGACUGAAUGGUGGAUCAGUAUUUACUGAUAUCAGUAAAAAAAAUGUCAGUAAACAAAUAGCCUAUUGGAAUCAAAAUUGUCUUCCUCCGUAUUAGAGAAAACAUACCUAGCACUCAUUUUAUUUGUUUGUAUUUUUCUGAGACAAAUUGGGAUUAAUCAGAAAAUAAUAAUCAGAAAAUUGGGUUGACAAUCUGGUUAUUACAAAUACCAAUUGCUGCGCAAACAUGGCAAGAUUUAUAUUAUUUUUGAAAGACUCCUUUUCAAGAUCUGGGGCUUAUUUCCAUUUUCUCCAUAUUUUUCCUCUGUCAUCUAAAGCGUGUUGCCCUUGCAGACAAAAGGACAAAACUUUGGUGAACUGCACAUCCUUUAAUUGCAUUAACAUAAAUCCAAAUGAAUAUCUGUUUAAACUGCUAAAAAUCUCUAAAAGACUUCUGACUGUUGCUCCUCGAUAAGAUGGACAGGUCACUACUUUACCCUGUAGAUAUCAGGCUUCAGAACAGAUUUGAGGUUGGCCAACAUACAACCACUAGCCAGGUUAUCCUGUGCAUGUAAAUGCAGCCAAUUACUUCCUGUUUUCCUAACGGCUCCCCCUGUUUCCUGUCACAGCUGUGUUGUUCAUUACAGAGAUAGUGACCAUGUCAGGUGUUGCCAACAGAAAACCCAUCAGUCCUUUUAUUGAAUGUGGAAAGAGUUCUCUCCCCCGCAAGUAUGUAAUUGUGUCCCAUCUACAUUCAUCCAUGUACUGUAUAUGUGUGUUCAUGACUCAUUGUAUGUGUUUAAGAGUUGCUAUUGUACUGUAUGUGUAUGUAUGUGCAUUUGUAUAUCAUGAGUUUAUCUGGGUCAUAGCCUUUUGUCCAAUAUAUUCUGUAAUUGUAGCGAAGUGAAUAAUCCCUCAGUAGGAGCCGAUAAUAUAUUUUGCAUUUCAGUUUUAUCAUGAUUUAAUUUAUCUUUAUGGUGCCUGCUUUGUACUUCAUGAAAAACAUGACCACAUACUCCCCGUUAAAACCGUGAUACAGUUGAUGCUGGUGUAAGGAGCAAAUAAGAUUACCAGGAGAGAACCAUACCAAUCUUUACUAUGCAGACAACACAUGCAACACCCCAUUUCCUUUUCCUCCCCUCUCAUUCAGCUCACAUCACCAUCCAGUGGCCAGUCUGCACCAUUGUGUAGCCUAUUUUAUGUCCUGAGGGAAUGUUUAGCAGCUACACUCAAAGGAUUAAAAAGCAUGCAGUUUGCAUCGUUGUUUAAUGAUAUAAGAUUAUAUGCCUUUAUAUUAAAGACACCAUUUUCAAUGCAGCAGGUCAGGCAUGUGUUUCUCAACAAACAGUUGUACUAUGA
This is a messenger RNA of Micropterus salmoides (largemouth bass), 7134 nucleotides long. RefSeq lists its product as uncharacterized. The record is from RefSeq and is a predicted model, not a curated record. Bases 205 to 5415 code for a protein of 1736 amino acids. NCBI's taxonomy places the organism in Eukaryota, Metazoa, Chordata, Actinopteri, Centrarchiformes, Centrarchidae. The transcript is spliced from 38 exons. Gene Ontology annotation, molecular function: protein binding; serine-type endopeptidase activity. Gene Ontology annotation, biological process: proteolysis.